Molecule: messenger RNA, 662 nt
Organism: Musa acuminata AAA Group (dessert banana)
Lineage: Eukaryota; Viridiplantae; Streptophyta; Magnoliopsida; Zingiberales; Musaceae
Product: 10 kDa chaperonin, mitochondrial-like
Exons: 3
Coding region: 74-367 (97 amino acids)
Cellular component (GO): mitochondrial matrix
Molecular function (GO): protein folding chaperone; protein-folding chaperone binding; ATP binding
Source: RefSeq, a predicted model, not a curated record
CUCGCGCAGCCCUACGCAGAGGCAAGAGAGAAAGCUCACUAAAGGUCUUUUCGCUUUCUUCUUGCUGCCGUCGAUGGCGAAGCGCCUGAUUCCUCUCUUUAACCGCGUUCUCGUGGAGAAGAUCGUCCCUCCCUCCAAGACCAGUGCUGGAAUCCUUCUCCCGGAGAAGACCACCAAGUUGAACUCUGGAAAAGUUGUAGCAGUAGGUCCUGGGGCACGUGAUAGGGAUGGGAAACUUAUCCCUGUCUCUGUGAAGGAAGGAGACACUGUUCUGCUACCUGAAUAUGGCGGGACAGAGGUGAAGCUUGGAGAGAAAGAGUACCACCUCUACAGAGAUGAUGACAUACUUGGGACCCUUUGCGACUGAUGUUCACGUAAGAUUAAUUUUCUUGCGGUUGCUUUCUGUUAUCAUCGAGGUGGAUGCAGUAGAGUUGCAAGUUGCUCUCCUAUUUGCUAUCAUUUUGCUGUGACAACUGGGGGAUCAAACCACGACUGCUGAAACAAUUAUGAUAUUUUGACAAAAUGCAAGUAGGAUGUAUCUUGUAAGGCAUCUGCACUUUUUCAAUCUUCUUUGUGCUGAUGGAUUAUUGGGUGAAUUGUUCUCAGUAGGUUAUAAUCGAAUAUCUGACGAUUGUUCAUGUUAUAUCAGAAUGGGUUUGUGA